Molecule: messenger RNA, 1331 nt
Organism: Salvelinus namaycush (lake trout)
Lineage: Eukaryota; Metazoa; Chordata; Actinopteri; Salmoniformes; Salmonidae
Product: urokinase plasminogen activator surface receptor-like
Exons: 5
Coding region: 42-665 (207 amino acids)
Source: RefSeq, a predicted model, not a curated record
CACACCCUUUAUCAUUUCACCUCCUUCAGCUCCAAGUCAAAAUGCACCUUAUUGUACCCAUCCUCGUGAGCGUGCUUCUUCCCAAAGCAUAUUCACUCAAGUGCUUUGAGUGCACACCAGGAGAAUCAGGAGCAUGCACCGACAAGCAGACUUACUGUCUUAAUCCAACCCAAUGUGGAAGCUCGCGGAUCAUAUCCUAUAUUGAUGAUACAAAAUUAUUGGAUAUCAACGCGAAGUCUUGCGCGGUGCCUGCUGCGUGUCUCAGUGCAGCAGUGAACUUCGGAAUCUCGCGCACAAUGAUCGCCAGCAAAUGCUGCAAUACGGACCUCUGCAACUCCCAAAGCGUCCCUGAUUCCACUAAAGCCCCUCCUAAUGGCAAGACAUGCUUCACCUGUACCGGAACGGACUGCACGAGAACUCUGAGGUGCUUGGGAGAGGAGGACCUCUGCAUCUCAACAACAGUGAACACGGGUGGCGUGAAGAUAGCAAUGAAGGGAUGUGUCUCCAAGAGCAUCUGUGUGGGAGACGGGUCACAAGCACUGGGGCCCGCCAUGGGCAUGGACAUGAAGUGCUGCGAGGGCAACCUGUGUAACAAUGCCCAGAGCAUCGGACUGAGUCUCCUGCUCCUGGUAACAUCCAUGGUCUCUGUCACCCUGUUCUACUGAGAGACACUGUGCCUUCACCUCCUUACCUCUCCUCCUCUCCUAGGCAUUGCCUCGUUCUGUUUACUAGUUCCAUCGUAACAGGAGCCUCCCUGUCAUUGUCCACCCCCCCCACCCCCCAUCUCCCCACGCCCCAGCCCCAGUCUCCACUAUCUACCUGUUGUGUGUAUUAACACUGGAUGUUAUUGAAUAGCACCUUUCACUGGACGCUUCCUUGGGGCGUCACAUUAUGUAGGGUUAACUCAACCCCUUCACCCCCGCCAGCGUAAUGCUGCAGCCACCUGUGGAAUGCACUAUAGCCAUUUCAUUUUAGGGACAGCUCUUGCAAAAAAAUACACACUCACAACAACCUACACCUACAUCCAUCCCAUAACCCCUACACACACUCACACCCAUCCUCUUCUCUCCUCAAGGCCCUGUGAGUCAGUGAGGCAUGGAUGUUUGGCGAGGCAUUUGCCAAUCUAAGCAAGUGUGGUACAUUGCUUCAAAUCAUUGGCAUUGUUAGCUUUCACCUGUUUUUAACAUUCUGAAUAACAUAACAAAGGCUAUUGAAUCCCAUUUUUUACAUAGCAGAAAUAUACUUGAAAUUAAAAAUGUCACUGGAUGUGUACAGUGUUAAUGUGUUUGCUUGAUGAACAAGAUUAAUUCUGUAAAUUAAAAAAGAUGAAA